AUGAAUUCACGUGUCCAAACCGUUAUUGCCUUCUUCGGGCUCUUAUGUUUUCUGGUUCUCUGGAAUCAACGGUGGAUAGGUGGUUGGUGGCAUUACCGGAACGAGUACAAUCUUGCAGUCCAUGGAGCGAGCAGCAUAGGUCCAGUGUGCUAUCAUACUCUGAGAGAAGAGAAUAUCUGGAACAGAGUGCUGUCCAAUGGAGACUGGUACUUCGUAACGGACUGCCGAGGAAACAGAGAUGGACACGAAGUUCUCGUACCUGGCCUGAACAACUCGACUCCACCUAUCAAGGAAUCGAGUACACCUGUCAAGGUGCCUACUACACACAUUAAGGAAUCUACACCUGUCAAGAAAUCCACUAAUCCUGUCAAGAAACCGACUGCACCGAUCAACGAACCUAUACCUAUCAAGGAAUCGACGGCACCUGUCAAAGAUCAUACAGAUGUCGAGGAACAUACAGAUGUCGAGGAACCUGUAGCCACGGGGAAUAAUCCGACCGAUUCCAUAGAUAGCGCAACUGCAGCCGCCAAGGAACCUGUAGAUCUAGUGGAUGAUUCGACUUGGGUUGGAGACAACUCAAAAGAUCCAGAAAAUCCUCGCCCAGUCAACCCAGACAGCUUAUGGACGCUGAUUCAUGACUCCACUCGUAAAUUCGCUGCUUUUCUGGGGAGCUACCUAGAGCCAGCAGCCGUGCGAGCAUGGUUUACUCGUACUCGUGUCUCUUUCUCAGAAGGGUUCUCUCGUAUAAUCUAUGACAAAAAGAUCUGGGGAACAUCCACUAUCGCUGAAACUUUCACGGAGUAUACAACUGGGUCCAAUUACAACGUAGAGUGGUUUUCACGGGCUGCUAACUGGCUUCAAAGCCGAUCAAUGCCAGACUGGUUUCCAACUACAUUCCCAGGUCUUCCCAUGAGUCAGAUCUGGGCACUUGUGGUCUCAAUCAUAUCUUUCCUGCUACAGCGCCUUGGUCAGUUGCAAUCGUAUGAGUACAGCAUUUUCGCAGGACCCUGGUUCCCAGUCUGUAUCGCUGAGUUGUUGCCUUCACUUUAUGCUGAACUUCCCGCUGAGGUGCAAACUUUCAUGCACACUGUAUCAAUCUCUCUUCUCUCUCCGGUUCCAUAUCUUGGAAUCAGCCUUUUGGCUGCAAUCAUCCUUGCUCUCCUUUUGGUCGGCUACAGUUAUUUUGCUUCUCACGUUAUCGACCAAGCCUUCUAUGGUGGAGGGCAUGCUCGAGAUAACUUGCUCUGGAGAACGCUGCCCAACUUACUCCACUUCGGUCGCGUCAAUUAUGCGCUUGUCCAAUGGACUUGGAUAGGCCUCAUUCAAGGAAUAGUUACCAGCCUCAUCAUGGGAUUCUGGGGAAUAUUCCAGGGUACAGUCUGGCUUGGAAGGCUCCCUUCUAUCUGGACAAUAAAUCUAUCGACUCAAAUUUGGGCCGUGGUAGCUGUUGGUUACUGCGUAUUCUUUUUCAUCUUUGCGCCAGUCGCCCUUCUGGUCUCAAGAUAUCCGGUAACCCCAGUAAACAUACUCACCGGAUUCGCGAUUCCUCCAGCAUUAAUAAUAUUGAGUCUGUUGAUCAUUGGUGCAGUCACUCAAGUUGGCUUUGUAGUCAUCUGUAUUUUGUACUUUGCCACCAUACAACUUCCGCGACUCGUGUAUUACACUUGGCCGCACGUUCUUAUUGAUCUACCUACUCGUCCACAGCAACAGAUCUACGCAGGUAGAGUCACGAGGGUCUCUAUUUAUGUAGCUGGUGCCUACAUUGCUGUUAUGGUGAUUCAAGCCCUAUCGAAUCUUUCCAUCACGGUCCCAUUACCAUUCUUCAUCUCAAUUACCGGAUUUAUCAUCUAUGUUGGCAUCAGACGCCAAUUUCAUGGCCGAUGCCUUGGAUUUGUACCUAUGUCAUUGGUUCUAGGCAUGGCAGCGACUAUCAAUGGAGCUUUGGAAGCCUUGACAAUCGUUUGUUUCGUUCUUCUCAACGUCUUUGGUCACGUUCUUAUCGCAGCAUUUCUCUCGAGAACGUUUUCGACAUCUUUAAUGUUCUUUGAAGCAAGAAGGAGCACCAGCUCAGCCAUUGUAUACAGUUCUCUGGCAUGGCUGGGGCAUCAUGCUUUGAGAAGGCUGCCUAACCUUGGUACGAUAGUGGUGGCACAGCUUUAUCGUCUUACUGGAACCUCCUUCUACUUAGCUUUGUUACCUGAUAGGAUCCCUGAGAAAAUCGCAACAAAGGUUGAGACAGAUGUCGUUCCUCUUCAGCGGAACGCGGCUCGAAUCACGCCUCUGAUAGUCUGGAUUGUGUUGUUGAAUCGAAUUUUCUACUGGGGUGCAGCUUCGUCGUUCAUAACAAAGCUGUUUCUGUCGUGGGUGGCAUUCUUUGUCAUCAAAGCAAAGGGGGAAACUCCAAUUCAUCCCGCGAUUCCCAGUUUGAAUCGAUUGGCCACAAAGAUGAUCCGAACCUGGGGUACAGUAUUACUACUCAGCGAGGCCGAAACCUUAACCGCAGUGUUUUAUCUUGCUAAGAACAUAGCUGUGGAUCUCUUGACGGCAUUCGAAAGCAAUACCAGUUUCUUCUCCAAUGCCACGAUAAUAUUCAGGGGUAUCUUAACAACUUUCCCCACUUUCGUAUAUUACUUGGCAUUUGGAUCUGCAAUUCUGGCACUAUACUUGGUCUCCAGUAGCUCGAUAUGGAAACGCGCUCUAGGAUAUAGUUCUCUUCUUGGAGCUAUUGUGUUUUCGGACCAGACAGAUUUUAAGCUUACCAUCAUAAACACAGUAGGGUCUGUUUUUAUGGUCAAUAUUAUAACAUACUUCUAUCCAUACUUACUGCCCAACCGCCCAAGCGCUGGAACAGUCAUACUCGGCCUCGUCAUGGCAUCUCUAGCAGUACAGGACAAGUUAGAUACCGCUAGUGCUUUUUACCGUCGAGCUAUCAAUUUCAUCACCAGGCUCCCGGGACUGGUAAUCCAACAUGUGACAGCUGCUCUCAAAUUCUUCAUUGGGGUCUAUUGGUGGCCAUCCGCUCUAUCUGCAAUUGCAAUUGGACUCCCUAUGAUUUACGUGGGACUAGAGGUUGUUAGCACGACGUCUCUUUUAAGUCUUUUUCUUAAUGGAUUAGGGCUAACGUUGUGUUUUGAUCCUGCGGAGGAUGGGAAUGUUAAUGCGGAGGACAAUUUAGAGGCCUUGCAAGAAAGAGCCCGCAAUGCUGAGACCAGUUUGAGGGACGUGGAACAAAGACUUGAGGAUUGUAGGGCAAACAGGGAUGUAAACAGUACAGAGGAAAGUGCAUCAGAUUCUACGGUAGAAGAACAACUGUUGUCUGAAAAUCAGAGUUUACGAGAUGAAAUACAAAGGUUGCGGGACCAAUCAGACCAAAACGACCCUGAAUCCUCGAAUGAGGCCGAUCCCACAGAUAAGGCGGCUCUAAGGCGGAUACGGCAGCGUCUAAUCCAUGCAAUGAAAGAAAUCAAGGAAUUAAAGACCAAGGUUUCUCCCGAUUCUGAUAGAAUGAUCAUAGACGAGACUACUGCCGCCGGAAUGUUAGCGAAAGUUCGUCUUGCAGUAGGAAACUGUCUUGGCGAGAUGUCUGAGGCAGUCCCUGAGAAUGAACUCAGUAUCCAAAAAGCGGUGGAGUUUAUUUACGAAGUUCUUCGAGGAAUCCCAACUUUAGGGGAGAACCUCAUGAGAGAGGAGACCAAGAUGCGGAGAAGCCAACUCGAGUUGGGAAAGUCCAGAGAAAGGGUUUUGCAACUGGAGAGUGUGCUCCGUACAUUGAAUAUGGAAGCACGCCUGGCCUCCUUCAGGGUGAACUCGAAGCAGUCGGCGUCCCACUACGACGCCGCAGAGUAUAUCAGGGACACCGCUGACCUUCUGAUCGGUCUUAAGAAGCAAUGCCAGGACUCUUACUUGGCCUUGGAAGGAGUGGGGCUGCAUCCUGACAUCGGGCCAUUGCAAUUCAUUCAGCAGUGUACAUCAAGGAUCAAGCACUUGAAUGAUAAAGUUGACCAAAACUUCAAGUUCAGAAACACUAUACUAGAGAAUCGAGAAGUGAUGCUAGCCUAUCUCCAAGAUGAAAAUAUCAAACUGCAGACCGAGAUGGAACGGCCGACCCCAGAGCUCGAGCAGACUCGAAACGAAAUUAGAAUUCUGAGGCUAACUUCAAUGGAUGCAGCUAUGAGGCAUGGCUCGAGAGCUAAACUGACAGUCGAAGAGUCUGAAACCAGACGCUCCAGGUAUAAUUUCAUGGUCUUGGCAUUUACAAAACUCAUCGAGUUCGUAAAAGCUAUUCCUAAGCAGUACCCAAAAAGUAUACUUCCUCAGUGGAUAGAACGACAGGUUGUCCCCGAAACUUGUGAAAAAGACUCUCUAGUAGUGGGGCUGGAAGACAUUCAAGAGCUUCGACUCAGAUCCAUUGAACUCCUUCUUUAUGUUCAAGACAAGGAUUGGCCGGGCUCGCGGCCAAAUUGGAUACCUUCUGGCGAGGCCAAGGAAGUUGAUGAUCAUGGAAGACUUCUGCAGGAAAUCUCGAAACAAGUUUCUGCUGCCCUUGUGGAAGCAGAAGUCGAGAUGUCCGGGGCUGGUUAUGAAGAUCCAAAAACUCAACCUGCUGGGAGUAAUGGGACGACAGCAUCGCGGAUGAGAGACCGGAGAAAGAAAUUUGCUAUUAGAGAGUCUUUGAAGUCUCGGACAUCUAGGUCUUAUCACAUGAAGCCUUCACCUUCAGGGUUUAUUCCUCCGGUCUCACGGGAUCCGAGACCAUAUGGUGGUGUCUCGGCGGACUUUGGAUUUACCAACCCUCAUGAAUUUUGGUCUACGUCCUUUUUGGAUUUUCACCACCAUCAACCGAAGUCCUCUUAUUUCACAACGGUUGAGGACGAUGAUGAUCUUUCCGACGAAGUAGACAUUGCCAUUGGCAGAAAGUGGAGAGUUGUUCCAGCUGCCAUCAGCUACUACGAUCGCAUGGUCGCUCUUCAUGUUUGUCUCAAAACAAACAAUAUCUCAAUUUCCGACUGGAAAUUACCUAGCCGAGGGACCAUUGAUAAGAUUCGACCUCAAGCAGCAAUAUUCACUGAUAAAGAUAUUAUCCUCUCUCAGAUUGACUUUAUGAAAGAAAGGAUUGUUCCUCUAGAAGUCAUUUGGGAAGAAAAUGAAGGGGUGCUUGGGAAAUUGGAACGACCAAUUUGGGAGCUUGAGACAGGAGACACUGAUCUAUCUUCUCGUGAAGAAAUCAAGAGAGUUUCCCAGGAAUGGCAAGACAAUCCAGACGCGCAGCUACGCUACGUCCAUAUGAAAUGGCUGCAUGCAAGAAUGAGCGAUCAACUUACUCCGCCUCCAAAACGGGAUCUACCUUCUUCCGAGGAUGUUGAUAAAGUCAGACCAGACAAAACACCAUAUUCCCCGGGCGACGUAGUACUCUCUCAAAUCACGUUCCUGAUAGUCGAGAUUACAUACUUAGAAGAUCUGUGGCAACUUAACACGGGAAUCCUUGGGGCAUUGCCACGAUCUGCAUGGCAAGACGCGGAUCAAGUUCUGGACCCGAUUUCGAGUAUAAGUAAAAACAAGCAAUUGAUCAAGCGCUGUCAAGAGCAGGAAGUAAAGAUCCGGGGGCUAGAGCUGCUCUUGACGAUCGAUGGCAUUGCAGGUUGGGCUGCCGCAGAUCCACUCGAUGCCUCCAUAUCUCCAAUGUCAAGGACUUCCGAACUGGAAGCAAAGCUUCAGUCUUUAAUUGCAUUGAAUUCCGAUCGACAAGCGUUGCUUAAUUCCAGCAGUGGAGGAUCAAAAGCAGACACUCCGGUGGAGGAAUGGAAUAAAGCAAAUGAAGAUCCGUUGCAAAGAGGUAUAAUGUCGCGGUCAGAGCUUGUACUGCGUCGUCCAGUACUAGCAGGGUACAUUGAACGUGUCAGUCGAGAGAUUGUUGAUAAAAAUGCUUCGGCAGGUGCCGAAAUAAACGAACAUCGUAGAGUGUACUUGGUUGGGUAUUUGGAACAGAUAGAGAAGUUGAGAAAGAUGGGCCCUAGCGAAAAAAAGGACGAUGAUGCGGGGUCGAAUGAUUCCGAGGAGCUUUGA
Messenger RNA from Mollisia scopiformis, 6063 nucleotides. RefSeq lists its product as uncharacterized. NCBI's taxonomy places the organism in Eukaryota, Fungi, Ascomycota, Leotiomycetes, Helotiales, Mollisiaceae. The coding region runs from base 1 to 6063 and encodes 2020 amino acids. The transcript has 6 exons. The record is from RefSeq and is a predicted model, not a curated record.